AUGGCAGCAGAGAUCACCGGUAGAACAAGGCCAACGAAGCUGAAGAAGCAGCAGCAGCGGACGAACAACAAGCGCAAACGGGACGAUGUCGACAUCGAAACCCUCGAGGCGCAAGUCGAGGAACUGGAUCCCAAGGCGACACAGACGAACUUCUCUGACUUGCCUUUGUCAGGACCAACGAUGGAAGGGUUGAAGAGUGCCUCAUUCACCACCUUGACAGACAUCCAAUCGAAGGCAAUAUCGCUCGCACUAAAAGGCAACGAUAUCCUGGGAGCGGCCAAGACGGGCAGUGGGAAGACUUUGGCCUUUUUAGUACCGGUGAUUGAGAAUUUGUACCGCUCACAAUGUGUUGGUGCCGAUGCUGGAUUAGGUGCCAUGGUCAUCGCUCCUACCCGCGAGCUGGCCUUCCAGAUCUUCGACGUCCUGUGCAAGAUCGGCAGAUACCACAAUAUCGCCGCAGGUGUGGUUGCUGGAGGCAAGAGCUUCAAGGAGGAGGCUGAUGCACUUGCGAGGAUGAACAUCGUAGUAUGUACGCCUGGGAGGAUACUGCAGCAUCUUUCGCAGACGGCAGCGUUCAGCGUGGACAACCUGCGAAUGUUGGUACUAGACGAGGCAGACAGGAUUCUGGACAUGGGCUUUUCGAAGGACGUGGAUGCUAUCAUAGAGUAUCUGCCACCGGACCGACAAACUCUCCUCUUCAGCGCCACCCAGACGAAAAAGGUUGGCGAUCUUGCUCGUCUAAGCUUGAAGGACCCGGAGUAUGUCUCCGUGCACGAGAAAGCCACAGCGUCCACUCCGCAGAACCUUAAGCAGAACUACAUCGUUGUCCCACUAUCGCAAAAGCUUGAUACGCUAUGGUCCUUCAUCACGGAGAAGAGUUCGAAGCACAGCAAAAUUCUGGUCUUCCUCUCAAGCACGAAACAGGUCCGAUUCGUGUAUGAAGCUUUCCGGCAUAUGCAGCCCGGUAUACCUUUACUACACCUCCACGGACGUCAGAAGCAAUCAGUACGCCUGGACACCGUCGAUCGCUUUCGACGAGCUAAGUUCAGCUGCCUAUUCGCUACAGAUGUUGUGGCCCGUGGUGUGGACUUCCCUGCUGUAGACUGGGUCGUGCAGGUGGAUGGCCCUGAGGACGCCGAUACUUACAUCCAUCGUGUCGGCCGCACAGCACGAUAUGAACGAGAGGGCCGCGCAGUCAUGUUUCUGGACCCGAGCGAGGAGGAAGGUAUGCUGAAGCGACUCGAGGCCAAGAGGGUGCCGAUUGAGAGGAUCAAUGUUCGCGCGAAGAAACAGACGAGUAUCAAGAACCAGCUACAGGGAAUGUGUUUCCAGGACCCACAGCUGAAGUACCUUGGCCAGAAAGCAUUCAUCACGUAUACGAAAGGGUUGCAUGUUCAGAAAGAUCGGGAAGUCUAUGACUUGCAGAAGUACGAUCUUGAAGGAUAUGCAGCGAGUCUGGGGCUUUCGGGUGCGCCACGCAUUCAAUUCCACAAGGCUGAUGCGGAGGAGGCGAAAAGGAGGAAGAAUGCUAGUAGGUCUGAGGCACUGGCUGAUGACAGUGACGACGAGGACGGAGCUGUGAAGGAGAAGAAUGCUGUCCGAACGAAGUAUGAUCGCAUGUUUGAGAGGAGAAAUCAGGAUGUGCUGGCGGAGCAUUAUGCUAAGAUAGUUGGGAAUGAGGAUGAUGUGGAGGAUGGGGCAGAGGAUGAGGAUCUAUUUGAUGUUAAGAGGAGGAUACCUAUCGACGAGGAUGUGCAGUCGCUUGAUGAAGACGACGAAGGCGAAGAGAUUGAAGGGCCAGCGACCAAUGGCGACCCCACAGCCCGCACAAUCAACAUCUCAGGCGCCUCGCAGCCUCUGGUCUUAGACUCGAAACGACGAGAGAAGCUUCUCAAGUCGAAGAAGAAGCUCCUCAAGCUCAAAGACAAGGGUAGCAAGAUCGUUUUCGACGACGAUGGGACAGCUCACCAGAUCUACGAGCUCGAGGACGAGGAAGCUUUCCGUGCUCGCGGUGCUAUCGACGAACAGAGGAGGCAAUUUGUUGAUGCGGAGGCUGAGCGCGUACGAGAGGCGGAUCAGCUUGAUAAGGUGGCGGCGAAGGAGAAGAAGAAGGCGAAGCGGGAGAAGCGGAAGCAGCGGGAACGUGAGGCUGAGGGAGCGGAUGAGGAGGGUCGUGUAGCGGUGGGUGGGGAUAAAGAUGCAAUGGCGAACUUUAUUGCUGAUGCUGGGGUCGGAAGUGAGGAUGAGGAUGAUGAGGGUGGGGAGGAGCAGCCGAGAAAGAAGGCUAGGAAGUGGUUUCAGAGGGAUCUGCCGGUGGAAGAGGAGGAGGUGGGGAGGGAGAUCGAGACGUUUGAUGAGCUUGAAGCUGAGGCUGCAAAGCUGUUGCGGUGA
Molecule: messenger RNA, 2391 nt
Organism: Recurvomyces mirabilis
Lineage: Eukaryota; Fungi; Ascomycota; Dothideomycetes; Mycosphaerellales; Teratosphaeriaceae
Gene: DBP4
Product: ATP-dependent RNA helicase dbp4
Exons: 1
Coding region: 1-2391 (796 amino acids)
Biological process (GO): rRNA processing
Cellular component (GO): nucleus
Molecular function (GO): nucleic acid binding; ATP binding; RNA helicase activity
Source: RefSeq, a predicted model, not a curated record